AUGGAGCUGAGAGUCCUUCUCCUGCUGCUGCUGCUGCUCUGCUUCCCAGGUCUCCAAGCCCAAACACUUGAUGCUGUGGAGAGCCGAUGGGAAGGAAGCACUCUGCACGUCCAGUGCCCUUACACAGCACAGGCUCUGUACGAGAAGAAAGUCUGGUGCCAAGUGAGAGAUGGGCAAUGUAUCCCCUUGGUGGAGACAAAUAACCAGGCCACAAGGGGGAAAGUUACAAUAGCAGAUAACCACAUGCUCAGGACUGUGUUCAUCACCAUGACUAACCUCCAGGUAGAGGACUCAGGCACGUACUACUGUGCUUACCGUUCCUACAGUUAUGGGUAUUUUCCACUAAAGGGAAUCUCACUGAACGUUUUCAAGGAGCUGCUCAAGUGGGAGCUGGACAGUCUCUCUGUGCAGUGCAAAUACAGCACCUCGGCGCAGAGCACAGACACAAAAGUCUGGUUGCGAAGAGGUCCGACUGCAUCUAAAAUCUUGUUGAGGACAGAUUACCCUCCCAAAUGGACCGGCAGCAAAGCCUUGAAAGACAGAGCCUUGAUCCAGGAUGACACCUGGAAAAAUACUGUCACCAUCACCAUGAAGAAGCUGCAGGCCCAGGACACCGGCACAUACUGGUGUGAACUCCACAGUGGGAUCCAACAAUACACAGCCAAGGAGUCAGGCAAUGUCUCCAUCCAGUGUCUGUACAGUGCCUCAGACUAUGGAACUGUGAGCAAAGCCUGGUGCAAAGAGGGAGCCAGAAAAUCUUGUGCUGCUGUACUGGUCCACACGAAUUCGAACUCCUCAGAGUACCCCAGGACAGCUCAGCAAGGCAGAGUUACAAUCCAGGACGACAUCCAGCAGGGGAUUGUCACCAUCACCAUGGAGAAUCUACAGGCGCAGGACUCCGGGGUGUACUGGUGUGCGCUUUAUGAACAGGAUCAGUUCUUCCGAAUGGUGGAGGUUACACUCAGUAUUCCUGAAGUAUCAGCUGGAACAACUUUGCCAGGUAUCGCAGGCACGAGUCAAGCAACCCCUUCUGGCAACACCCCAGCACCAAGCUCAAAUGCAAACACCUUCAUCCUGCUCUCUGGGAUCCUGAGCACCCUGUUCAUCCUGGCACUCAUCAGCUCCGUAAUGCUCUGCGUCAGGUGGCGCAAGCAGCUGAAGACAAGAGGUAACAGACAAGCAGAGGACAUCUACGAUGAAGCAGGGGACGUAGCACAGCUCAGCAGCACUGAAAGAAUAGAAAGUCCCAAGGAUGACAACAAAGACCUAAAAUAUGUUACCCUGAACUUUAAACCCCAACUUAGUCCUGAGGAUCCUCUCUACUGUAAUGUUGAACCAAGUCAGGCUCACAGGAAACCCAAAGAUGAAAACGUGGAAUAUUCUAUCAUUGCACUCAAGCACCUACCAAGGAAUGACAAAGAAUGA
Messenger RNA from Apaloderma vittatum (bar-tailed trogon), 1425 nucleotides. RefSeq names its product CMRF35-like molecule 1. The coding region runs from base 1 to 1425 and encodes 474 amino acids. The record is from RefSeq and is a predicted model, not a curated record. Gene Ontology annotation, cellular component: cell surface. Gene Ontology annotation, molecular function: signaling receptor activity. The transcript has 8 exons. NCBI's taxonomy places the organism in Eukaryota, Metazoa, Chordata, Aves, Trogoniformes, Trogonidae.